This is a messenger RNA of Myotis brandtii (Brandt's bat), 295 nucleotides long. RefSeq names its product jagged 2 (gene JAG2). Gene Ontology annotation, cellular component: membrane. Gene Ontology annotation, biological process: cell communication. The record is from RefSeq and is a predicted model, not a curated record. The transcript is spliced from 3 exons. NCBI's taxonomy places the organism in Eukaryota, Metazoa, Chordata, Mammalia, Chiroptera, Vespertilionidae. The coding region runs from base 3 to 284 and encodes 93 amino acids.
GCAUGGUCAACCCCGAGGACCGCUGGAAGAGCCUGCACUUCAGCGGGCACGUGGCGCAGCUGGAGCUGCAGGUGCGCGUGCGCUGCGCCGAGAACUACUACAGCCCCACCUGCAACAAGUUCUGCCGGCCCCGCAACGACUUCUUCGGCCACCACACCUGCGACCAGUAUGGCAACAAGGCCUGCAUGGACGGCUGGAUGGGCCCGGAGUGCAAGGAAGCCGUGUGUAAACAAGGCUGCAACCUGCUCCACGGGGGCUGCUCCGUGCCCGGGGAGUGCAGGUGACGGGUGGCAGG